CUGAGGCGCUUGAACGUUUUUAUUAUUAAUAUAUAUUUAUAUUUCGUUUUAAUUUACAAGUUUUCCAUGGUUCAUAAUUUUAAUAUUUUUAUACCAUUUUAUACAAUAAAGUGUUUAUAGAUAGGCGUAAUUACAACAUUAAACGAACAUUCGGAAAACAAAACGGCCGGCCGUUCGGUAUUUGAAAAAUAACGGAGUUUUAAGUUUUGACAGUAAGUUUCGCGCGAGUUUGACAGUUCGCGGGUUUGAAUUUUAAAAUUGACGUUUGAAUUCAAAGAUGGCGGACUGUGUGUUUGUCAGCGUGUCUGCCGGGUUCGUCGACCUCGCGGGAUCCGCGCAAUAGGAUGAUAAACUUUCAGAACAUUUGACGUCUGCUUUAUCCAUGCGGCGGUGACGCGAUGUCGGUGGCGCCGGCGGUCAAGCGCGAGCUGGACUUGGACAGCGGCGGCGGCAGUCCGGGGCGAAAGCGGCGCAAGCAGGCCGCUCCCACCCGCGCGCCGCAGCCUCUCCCGCCCCCGCCGCUAGACCUGCAGGCCAAGAUGGCUGACAUCUACAAGAGCGCCCUUGCCUUCGGAGAACUCACACUACCCACCUUCGAUCCUCUCGCCGCAUUUAGACUCCUCCCAAGACACGAACCCCCGCGAAUAUUCAACCCUGAGGCCUACUGCGAUCUGUGCUGCAAGGAAUUCUGUAACAAAUACUUCUUGAAAACACACCGCGCGAACAAACACGGCAUCUAUGAUGGCGGGGAGCCACAGCCGGCCGCACCCCCGCCCGCGCAGCCCUCCCCCCCGAGACGAGCGUCUGAUGAAGAAUCAGGAGGAACACCACGACGCCUCUCCCCAGACUCCGCAAGGCGGGCGCGCGAGGCGGGAUUCCAACCUGACACGUUACGAAGACUCGGCGUCGUAAACCCUGAAGCGUUCUGCGAGAUCUGCUGUAAAGAGUAUUGUAAUAAGUACUUUCUGCGCACGCACCGCGAGCGGCGGCACGGCGUGCCCGCGCACCGCUCGCCGGCCGCCGAGCUGUCCCCCAGCGCGGUGACGCCGCCCAUGUCUCUCGCCACGCCGCUCACCACACCCAUGAGCACGCCCAUCACCACGCCGCCGGCGCUGCCCGCUCCACCGCCCGACACUCCGCCGCGGUCGCACUCACUACCUCCCCCCUAUGAUUCUGAGGAGAUGGCAGAAGUAAAACGAGAAUGUGAGGAAGACUUCGAGGCGGCGCUGAGAGACGGACAGACGAGUCCCUUGAACUUGAUUGUGGAAGAGCGGGGAGUGGCGUCUCCGGGGUCCGCCAGCGAAGAGUUGCGAAAGCUACAAACGAUGAUCUCGCAGCUGAACGAGCUGGCGGCGGAGCGCCUCGUCGACGACCCCAUGGAGGCCGGCCCGCGCCCCCCGAGCUCCUCCCCUCCACCGCCUGACGAACGCCGCGCUUCUUCAUCUUCCGGAUCCAGUUUCUGUGAGAUUUGCAACAAGGAGCUUUGCAAUAAAUACUUCAUGCGCACCCACAUGCAGCGCAUGCACGGGAUCUCUCUGGAGAGCGGCACGCAGCUCGGCGGGGUCACCUGCGACAUCUGCCACAAGGAGCUCUGUAGUAAAUAUUUCUUGCGCGUGCACAAACAUAACACUCACGGUAUACCAGCACCGCCGGCGCCGGCCAACGCAGCGCCCGCGGAGCCGUGCCCGCUGUGCGCGCGCCGGUUCCGCGGCCCGCGGGCGCUGCGCGCGCACCUCCUGGCUGAGCACGCGCCCCCCGCGCGCCCCCCGCCCCCUCCGCCGCGGCCUCUCGACCUGCUCGCCAGGGACAAACCAUACGCAUGUUCCUACUGUCCGUUCACGACGGACGUCCUCGCGUUCUUAUUUGCGCACGAGCGAGCGCACGCCCAGCAACAAGCAAACGAGCCGAUAGAGAAUAAUACCGAAGCGAGUGGCGGCGAGCAAGAGAGCGGCGAGGGCGCGAGCGAAGCCGGGGACGCGGGGGAAGGGGAGGGCGAGGCGCAGUACUCGUGUUCGCGCUGCGAGUUCCGCGCGGAGGGGUUCGCGGCGCUGGAAGCCCACCUGCGCGCGGCGCACGGCGGCGCCGGCGCGCUGCUGGCGGUGCCGCGCGCGCCGCAAGCGCCGCUAACUAUGCAGCCAUUCGUGGUGGAGGAAGCGGGCGGCGCGCUGAGCCUGGUGCCGGCGCUGGUGUUCCUGCCGGUGCGGCGGCGCGCGACGCGGCGCGCCACGGUGACGCUGACGCUGACGCCGGCCUAGCCGCGCGCCGCCGACCCGCCGACGCCCGCGCGCGCUCGCGGCCUGAGAUUCCAUCGCCGCGCGCGCGCGCGUUCGAUCGCUGAACUGUACUAACUACAUUUAACGCUGUGUGCCUUCAAGCGAUUGCUGAAAAUUUUAUGAGACGUAAUUAUAAUCGGAGAAGCUGUUCCGGCCGCCCGCUCGAGCGCCUCACCGCGCGGCGGCCCCCGGCUUUUUUUUUUCAGAGUCUAACUUCAUAUAUUGAGAAUUAUAUUGAACGGGUGAUAUAUGAAACGUUGCCGCUUAUAAAUUCGAUUAUUUAUUAUUAUCUCCUGGAAGUUCCGUCGGUCGGUCCGAGACGAGUUUUUGAAACGUCGAUUUCGAUCGGGAGAAGAAAUACACCCUAGGCAUAAAUUUAUUAUUAUUUAACGUAUGUAACCGGCGGCGCGUGCGCCGCGAUAGAGUCGUAGUACCGGUCGAUGUUGAUCACUGAGCGCGCCGGUGGCGGCACAGCCGGGCGACGGUCGCCGAGCCGCGGCCCUCACGAGCGAGCGAGCGAGCGCUAGAGUACUACGACAACCGCUCUACCUCACAACGUUAGGUUUUAUAUUAGCUGUUAUUGUAUAAAUUAUAUUUUGGAGUUACAAAGUACAAAUAUACCGCGUUCAUGUUAGCUACUCGACUAUUUAUUGUUGUCUACGAGUGACUUAAAGCACAAAGAUACGUACUAUUGGGCAGUGAUCAACAUUAAACGUAAUUUUAGUAUUAAAUUUGAUUAGAUAUGUGGUGUUGGGAGCUCGGUCGGAUUGUGUUUUGUUGUGUCACACAUCAGUCUAAUACGGGUCUUUUUUGGGGCCGGGCGCAGCUUGGCCCCGCUUCGGCCGGGCUUAUCAUUUUAUCACUUAUUUCUAUUGUAAUCUAUAAUAUAUACGUUACAGCGGGUGGUGCUGGCGUUGCUCGUCUCUCGCGCGAAAUGUCCAUUAAAUAGUUAUAUAGUUGUAAGAGAAGUUGCCGAAUAUUUUUGACUUUGAAAUUUUACCGGUCGUGAAAUAGCAAUUUUGAGUGUUGAACUCGUUCAAGUAACACCACGUGCAAAGACUGAAAGAUCUACCUCAAUCCGCGUUAGAGACGAGUAAGCUGCAGCAAUUGUCAAAUAUUAUUAUCUUGAUAAUCAAGACUUAUUUGAUGAGGUAAUUUGUUUAAAUAAUUCAUUAUUCGGUAGUCAGUGUGGAGGUUAGCUUGUAUAAACCAUGCAGCUUCUAAACAAAGUUCCUAUGUAUGUACGUAAGUUGUAAUUUAUAGUAAACUAGAGGCAGGGAGGGGACGGCGGUGCGGGGGGCGGCAGACACCUGAUUUUUAUAAUAUAUUGUGAUGGAGUCAGGGUAAUGCUGGUGCAAUUGUCCUAAUCACUAACAAUCUAGUAAAAAAUCCUACUAAAUUUGACUUACUUGAAGAUAAAAUAUUAGUAUAUAAUGAAACAGGUGAUGUAGAUAAAUUUAAUGAUGAUUUAGUAACUGUAGUUCCUAAAAAUACUUCCAAAGACGUAAAAUUUAAAUUGGAAUCAAUAGACCAUCUUCCUUUUCAGUCUUCCUUUCGAGCCAAACCGAAACUCUUCGCACAGCCGUACUAGCCCCGCGCGAUACAACAAAUUAUAUUAAUAACGUUUUAAAUAAUAACAAAAUUAAUAAAAAAUGUACGCGUGGUGACGAUCCAGAUACUAUUGUGUAUUUUCAAAACGAGGGGGGCGUUUUAGAGGAACAACAUGCAGUGGACGCCGAAUUUUUACUAUUUAGGAAAGUACACACUGGUUCUGAACUCGUCCGACAUGGAUGUAGUGAAAAUGUAUCUAUUGUGUUCAGUAUUCUUUCCCAUAAUCGCCUUGUACCUUGAGUGAACGAGACCAAUGAUCAAUAGUACAAAUAACCAAUGUAUUAAAGCGGUGAUUGGUAACAAAUAAUGAACAGUACAAAUUAAUGUUAAGGUAGAUGCAACAGAUAAUGACACCACUCGGGUACAAAGCUUGUAAACUGCUCGCCACAGUCGCACCUUUUUUUGUUUUAAUAGUUUCUCUUUCUGAAAUAUGAAACUAUGUUUGUCAAACCAGUUUUUUUUAAACGUUUCAUUGUAUAAUUUAAAUUUCUCUAUGUGAAGCAAGAUAUGGAUUAUUGAGGAUUUUUAUUUUUUCUACUAAAUAUGUCAAAAAUAUCACUACGAUAUUUGCUGUAGAAAAAUAAAGUUGUGAUUAUUUAAUUAUUAUAUAUUUCAAAUAUCGUAGUUUACGUUUGACUUAAGUAUAUCUUGCAUAUAUUAAUUUUAAUUUAAUUUUAAGAAUGCUACCUGCAUAUAAUGUUUUUUUUAACAUUUAUUACAAUGAAAUUUGUUGGUAAGAAAUUGCAAACAAUUAAUGUAUAUUUUGAUUUACUAUAAUUGUAAUUAUAUUUUAAAUGUUAUUUAAAACAUUAAAAAAUCUAAAGUUCCUUCCUAGUCUUCUGUAAAUUUUACAUUCCAAUAUUUAAUUACAAUAAUUUAAUUGUAUAAUAUAAGUUCUAGUCGAUUCUCAUCUAAUUUAAAAUUUUAAAAUUAUUUUAAGUGCGACUGUAAAAUAAAUGGUCAUUAUUUAUCAACUUAUUAUAUAAAACUGUGUUAUUUCUAGUCAAAUUAUUUUUUAGAUUUAGCUAAUGUGGAAAUCAAUGUCAAAUCUUAAUCACAUUAUAAUAUAAAAAUAAUAUUUAGUACAAAAAUACUUAACAAAAAUAUUGCCUAUUUUUAAAAAAUAGUAAAUUAAAGAUAUGUAUCCAAAUAUGGUGAGCAAUUAUGUAAACAUUGGUUUCCACAUUGGACAAAUUGAAUAAAAUUUAUAAAAUAUAUAAAGAGAAUUAUAUUCUGGCUGGAGAGAGCCACCUAAUACCGCGCCAUUUUGUAGCACGUCACACAAAAAUACAGAUGAUUAAGCUUGUGCGAGUUGGAAUUAUUAAAAUGUUGUCACAACACGCACUGAGCUAUUAAACUAAAUGAAUUAUUAUUAUGGAAAUAUUUUCUAUUUCGAAUGGUGUUAAAAAUGGGAUGUAGGAUUUGUAUUAGCAGAAGUGCAGAAAAAAAAUUGCGUAAAGUGUUUCAGUAUUUAUUUUUUUAACUUAUUCAGCGAAUCUUGUGAAAGUGUUGUCCAAGAUUUCUGAUAUUAAUAACAUAUUAAUUUGCAAUAAGAUUUUACGUAACGAUACCUAUAAAUAAUCGUAAAUAUCUACACGUAUGUUUAAAAUAACACCAUUAUAGCAAGCUAACUAAGAAUACAGGCUGUGCCCCGUGAUUUCGUUUAAAUAUUGAUGAAUAUAAUUGUGAUGGAGAAAUCGCUGGGCACAAUUAAUUAUUACAUAAUAUCCGGUGCGAGCAAAACUAAAACUCGCGGUAAAAGUACGUACAAAUGAAAAAUAAUAAUUUUCUUUUUUUAAUAUAGAACGUGCUACUUUAUGGUCAGCGGUCGGUAUAUGUUCCUAGAUCCGUCUGUUUGUUAUAUUUGUUUUCCUUUUAACUACGAGCAUUUCUACCGUA
Molecule: messenger RNA, 5783 nt
Organism: Plodia interpunctella (Indianmeal moth)
Lineage: Eukaryota; Metazoa; Arthropoda; Insecta; Lepidoptera; Pyralidae
Product: zinc finger protein 579-like
Exons: 2
Coding region: 399-2255 (618 amino acids)
Source: RefSeq, a predicted model, not a curated record